CCAGAAGUACAUCCUGAGUAUUUCUAUUAUCAUCUAAGCAAUUAUAUGGAAGUGCAAUUUUUUUAAUCGACUCUUUUUAUGUGUGAAAUACCAUGUCGUUGUUAGUAUUAUUAGCCAGCAGGCUAGUAGUUGUAGUUGCGCGCAUUUACUGAAGCCAUAUCGACGCUGUUACUGUCUUAACGUUAUUCGCUUGUCGACUGUGUAGUAUCUAGAAAGGGUGAUGGCGGGUCCUUUACUUGAGUUUGAGACAGAGAUGUUCCUGAGUUUAUUCGGCACUGACGGGCUGCUGGUGACGGCGGAGGGAAUGGGGAUUGACCGCAUCCUGCUACAGUUCAUGCGGGUAUACUCCGAGGAGGGGAGCCUGGUGCUGCUGCUUAAUACAACCACCCCGGAGCAGGAGUACUUUACAGAGCAACUGAGGGCUGAGGGAGUGAGCCACCUGCCAAAGACAGUAACCAGUGAUGUCCAGAACACAGAUCGCUACACAGUGUACACACAGGGAGGAGUUUUGUUUGUCACCAGCCGUAUCCUAGUGGUGGACUUCCUCACCGACAGAAUACCAGCACAUCUCAUCUCUGGUUUGCUGGUGUACCGGGCCCAUAAGAUCAUUGACUCUUGCCAGGAGGCCUUCAUCUUGAGGCUGUUCAGACAGAAGAAUAAGACUGGUUUUAUCAAGGCCUUCACGGACAAGGCCACAUCCUUCUCCUCUGGCUUUUGUCAGGUGGAGAGAGUCAUGAGGAACCUCUUUGUCAAGAAACUCUUCCUCUGGCCCCGGUUCCAGGUGUCGGUGAACUCUGUGUUGGAAAGACACAAGCCAGAGGUGGUGGAGCUGCACGUGUCUCUGACCCCGGCCAUGAGGGCCAUCCAGAGUUCUAUCCUGGAUAUCAUGAACGCAUGUCUGAAAGAGCUGAAACGUUAUAACCCCACACUGGAGGCAGAGGACCUCUCCCUUGAGAACACCCUGGGGAAUGCCUUUGAGAAGACCAUCCGUCACUACCUGGACCCCCUGUGGCACCAGCUGGGAGCCAAGACCAAGUCCCUGGUCCAGGACCUGAAGAUUUUGCGAACCCUGCUGCUCUACCUUACCCAGUAUGACUGUGUCACUUUCCUGAACCUCCUUGAUUCACUACACUCCAGCCAAAAAAACUUUGGGAGCAACUCUGGGUGGUUGUUCCUGGACUCGAGCACCUCAUUGUUUGUUAACGCCCGGAGCCGUGUGUACCAUGUUCCUCAGUCCAAGAAGAAGCUGAAGGUGGGAGCUGAUACUGAGAAACAACCAAGCACUGCUGGGAUGAAGAGGGUGCUGGUGCUAGAGAAGAACCCAAAGUGGGAGGCACUGACAGAGGUGCUGCAGGAGAUAGAGAAGGAGAACAUGAGCUCUGAACUGGAACCAGGCCGUGUGUUGAUCUGUGCCAGUGAUGACAGGACCUGUGCUCAACUUCAUGAGUACAUUCAUCGUGGCUCAGACUACAUACUGAACCGACUCUAUGCUCGCACGAUCGGCAAAAGAGAUGCCUCAUUCGACCCAGACGCACAAAAACAUCAGAUCCAGGGCGGGUCCAGGAAACAACAGCCUGAGAAAGGAACCAAGGGCAAGAAAGCCAAACAGAACUCAAAGAGUAAGAAGAGGCCCUCUCUGACCCUGACCCAGAUGGUGGGUAACGGAGAGGAGGAUCGAGGGGGAGAGCUGGGCAGCAGUGGGGGGGAGGGAGGCCUGUUGGGAGAAGAAGAGGAGGAGGAGGACGAAGCGAAGCUGAAGUUAGACUUGUCGUCUGAUGCCUACUACGGUGUUCUGAAGGAGCCAUUGACCGUUAUUCAUCCUCUUAGGGGUUUCACUGACCCUUACAGUCUGACGCGGGUACUGCACGAAGUGGAGCCCAGCUUUGUGGUGCUUUAUGAUGCUGAACUCAGCUUUGUUCGUCAACUGGAGGUUUACAAAGCCACCAGACCGGGAAAACCACUGAGGGUGUACUUCCUGAUUUAUGGCAGCUCCACAGAGGAGCAGAGAUACCUGACGAGUCUGGCUAAAGAGAAACAGGCUUUCGAACACCUCAUAAGGGAAAAAGCCACCAUGGUCGUUCCUGAGGAAAGAGAGGGAAGAGAAGACACUAACCAGGAUCUCAGCAGGAAUCAGGAGGCUGCUAACGCUACCACCAACACCCGCAAGGCAGGGGGCCAGGAGCAGCCCAAGGAGCCGUCCCGUGUGAUCGUGGACAUGCGAGAGUUCCGCAGCGAGCUCCCCUCUCUCCUCCACCGGCGCGGCCUGGACAUCGAGCCCGUGACCCUGGAGGUGGGCGACUACAUUCUGACGGCCGACACCUGUGUGGAGCGCAAGAGCGUCAGUGACCUGAUUGGCUCGCUGCAGAGCGGACGGCUCUACACCCAGUGUCUCUCCAUGACCCGAUACUACCGCAGGCCCGUCCUGCUAAUCGAGUUCGACCCCGCCAAGCCCUUCUCCCUGGUGGCGCUCGGCGACCUCCGCCGGGAGAUCUCAGCCAAUGACGUCACCUCCAAGCUGACCCUCCUCACCCUGCACUUCCCUCGCCUCAGGAUUCUGUGGUGUCCCUCCCCCCACGUCACGGCAGAACUGUUCCAGGAGCUGAAGAAAGGCGGAGCAGAGCCAGACGCCGCUGUCGCCCAGGCCGUCACAGCCGAGUCAGACACAGUGGCAGAGUCCGCUGACCUCUACAACCCCGGGCCAUAUGACUUCCUGCUUCGGAUGCCAGGUGUCAAUGCUAAGAACUACAGGGCUCUGAUUAAACACGCGGAUUGCCUGGCAGACAUAGCAAAACUAAACCAGGAGAGGCUAGCUCAGAUUUUGGGACAUGCUGGCAAUGGGAAGUUGCUCUAUGAGUUUUUGCAUAACACUGUUGAUGUCCCUACACAGAAAAGUAAGUAGCUAUAUGCUGAACAGCACAGGUGAUGUCCGCUAUGUUCUGGUCUGACUGUCAGUGAUACUGUGGGGAAGACCUUAUGAGUGGACCGAGUUCAAUGGUUUUCUGAACAUGCUUGGGAAUUUUCUAUUUUUGCUAUCUAACUCUGACUGUUUAAAUCGUUGAAUAUGUAACAGUUUUUCUUACAUGAGCUGACUUAUUUUUAGGUAGAACUGACUUUGUACUGUGGUGUGGUUGCAUUUGAUACUUUCAGUACUGCAGUGGAAAUGUGCAGUUGGACUGAAGUCAAUAGCAUUUUAUGAUGAAUUAAUUUUCUCUAACUAAAAUAUAUUUUUAAUGUCAUGCUGUUUGCCAUAAUUUGACCUUAUUGAAUGUUCCAGGUAUUGAUUAUUGGCUGUCUGUAUAGUUGUGCAUUAAAUAAGUAUUCAC
This is a messenger RNA of Esox lucius (northern pike), 3323 nucleotides long. RefSeq names its product excision repair cross-complementation group 4 (gene ercc4). Gene Ontology annotation, biological process: nucleotide-excision repair involved in interstrand cross-link repair; double-strand break repair via homologous recombination; resolution of meiotic recombination intermediates. The transcript has 11 exons. Gene Ontology annotation, cellular component: nucleotide-excision repair factor 1 complex. Bases 221 to 2899 code for a protein of 892 amino acids. NCBI's taxonomy places the organism in Eukaryota, Metazoa, Chordata, Actinopteri, Esociformes, Esocidae. Gene Ontology annotation, molecular function: damaged DNA binding; single-stranded DNA endonuclease activity; single-stranded DNA binding. The record is from RefSeq and is a predicted model, not a curated record.